Messenger RNA from Adelges cooleyi (spruce gall adelgid), 2409 nucleotides. RefSeq lists its product as uncharacterized. Gene Ontology annotation, cellular component: cytoplasmic dynein complex. The record is from RefSeq and is a predicted model, not a curated record. Lineage: Eukaryota; Metazoa; Arthropoda; Insecta; Hemiptera; Adelgidae. The transcript has 16 exons. The coding region runs from base 1 to 2292 and encodes 763 amino acids. Gene Ontology annotation, biological process: intraciliary transport. Gene Ontology annotation, molecular function: dynein light chain binding; dynein heavy chain binding.
AUGGCAAGAAGAACUGUCGAAAACAUCAACGGAUUCGUUAUGGCCCGGCCAGCUGUAUCGAAAAAGCUUCCCUCGAGAACGUCGAAUCCUGUAGCAGCCGUUGGAGGAACAAAAAAAACUAUAAAAAUCGUGCCGACAACUGUUAGAACCGCAAACGCCGGAGCAGUGCUACCAAUAAAAAAAAAUGAUCCCAGUGUUCGUUCACGAUAUACUAAAGAUUAUCACCAAAAGACGAAAACUGAAGAGGAAAAAGUUAUACCGCCGUAUAACGUUUUAACUGUCGACAACGUUUCUAUAGAUGGCUCAUUAGAAAUUAAUGAAGACCAAGAUUAUGAAGAUGAUUUUGAGGAUUAUGAAUCUGACUUUGAGUCUGACACAUCGGUGGCAUCGUUAUUAUCGCAACAUGUGAAUCGACAAGACUCGAAGGAGGAAGUUGAGAAGUUUGCAUUACCUGUGUGUGUAGAAGAACAGCUGGAACCGUUCUUAGAUGAAACAUUUGAAGUUAAUGUGUUAGAACGUACUAUUGAAAGAGGCUUAAGUAAUUUCAAGUCCGCUGGAAAGAGACAACGUGAACAAGAAGCGAAAAGUAAAAUUAAAACCAGAGGAAAUAUACUUAUGGAAAUGAUCAAACUGGAUACAGUGAGUUUUUCGUUAUUCGAUAUGCCGGCAAUACCUUAUGAACAAUACAUACAAAUUUAUGGACAGUCGAACAUGUCACAGGUAUAUACACAGACAAACGAUGACUAUGCCGAUAAAGAGAUUCAAACAACAGAAAUUGAUUUAUCCGAAAAAUGGACUCAGAGACCAAUUUUUUUACCAAACACUUUGGACUGUUCAUCGUUUGAAUAUCUACAAGCCAAGCUCGGAGUCGGCGCUAACAGUGACAUAUCGAAUAACAAACGAGUAUCUCGUGUCAAUGCAGUGGACGCGGAUCGAAUUUGCACUGUUGGCCGUGUUGUGCUGCGCUGGCUCGAACGGCAAGCAAUGGAUAACAUCCAGCAUAAGCUGCUGCCCAACCAACUAGCCUUCAGCAACGGUCAUCUGAGACCUUCGAUAUCCGCCGUCCGGUUGUUAGCCGAUCAGCCUGUAACGUCGGUCGAGUUUAUGAAUGUAACGCCGUCCGAUUCGGCUCAGUCGUUGGUCACCGUGCACGAGGUAUCCGAUAAGACCAAUUGGUAUGCCACAGUGUGCAUAUGGAAUGCUUCAGAUAUGGAUAAAAUGCCGGAAUACAUUCUUAAGUGCCCGAACCGCGUGACUUGUUUAUGUACUCUCCCUAAGAACUCGGGAGAAGGGUUUGUUGUGGCCGCUCACGUUGAUGGAAGCAUAUGUGUGUGGGACUUGAGGGAAAGUAGAUUUCAUCAUGAGCAACUCGAAGACAUCCAAUGUCCACUUCGUUCGCCGUCCUACAAUACCGCACUAAUUUUCGACAACAGCCAUAAAUCAAAAGUGGUCGGUUUGCGACCCGUUACGUACAGCAACGUCAAAUAUAUAGAAAAGGAAUUUCCAAACGAAUUAUGCAGUUUGGACGAAGACUUCGUGCUGAUCGUGUGGACAGUUAUGGAUAGCUGGACAGGCACCGCUGAAAGUGUUGGCCAACAAAAAUACGGUGGCACAGCGCCUUGGAGUUCAGUGAGAUUAGUAAAGUUGCAAACCAUAACAGCCAAAAAAGACAUUCCGAAACAGUUAUCGGACGGUGCGACCGCUACUUCCAUGUGUUUGAGCAACCGCCAAGAUUCUUUCAUGGGAACUAAUUCUGGAUUAGUUUUUCGUAGUAAUCUGGGCGGACACAAAAUAUGGCCAUCUUACUAUACAUGUGGCUAUACGGGCGAACAUCACGAAAUAAACUGGUUGGAGGUGUGCCCGUUUGAUUCCAAUUACUUUUUAGCUGCAAGCUCUAGCGGUGGGGUGAUAUUGUACAAUGUAAGACGACAAGAGGCUUUGCGUAGAUAUUUGGCCUCGGCGUCUGUCUUAGUGUCUCCGUCAAUAGUAAAGGCUCAAUGGUGCACCGGACAUCCUGGCAUUGUUUUUGCAUUGGACUCGCUAUCCAGCGUGCACGUAUGGGACCUUUGCGACGACACGACCUUUGCGCCUUUGACGUCAGCCGGUCUUCGAGAAAAAAACAUCACGUCCAUAGCUGUAGCCGCAGUACAGUCUGAACGUCAACCUUCUUACGUGAGUUUGGCGUUCACAGACGGCAAAGUAGAAAUGCAUAUGAUCAAAUUAGAGAAACGGAAUUUAAAAACACAAGAGGAUCAUCGAAAUACACUACUACGCAGUUUAUCCAGAUUAUAGUUUAUAUUCUAAAUGGAGGAAUACAAUUCGUGCCAAAUACUGUUUGUAUUUAAUAUUUUAUUAUUAUAUAAUUAUAUUAUAAUGAUACAUUAUAUUUUGCUAGAGUUGUAAGUAUAA